Messenger RNA from Neopelma chrysocephalum (saffron-crested tyrant-manakin), 900 nucleotides. Its product is annotated as zinc finger protein 239-like. Lineage: Eukaryota; Metazoa; Chordata; Aves; Passeriformes; Pipridae. Gene Ontology annotation, biological process: regulation of transcription by RNA polymerase II. Bases 1 to 900 code for a protein of 299 amino acids. The transcript is spliced from 3 exons. Gene Ontology annotation, molecular function: RNA polymerase II cis-regulatory region sequence-specific DNA binding; DNA-binding transcription factor activity. The record is from RefSeq and is a predicted model, not a curated record.
AUGGAGGAGGAGGCUGCGAGGAAGAGGAAGAUGCCGCGGGCCCCCCAGGCAGGCCCCGAGCUGAGGACGGAGAGCCCGGAGGACAAAUCCCCCCGGCAGAGCCUGGUGGGAGAGGCCGUUUUGAAGGGCUCCACGGCACAGGAAGGCAGCGGGGAGGAAAAGGGCCGGAGAUCCCCCUGCAGGAGGGGCUCCAAAGCCAGCCCAGGGUGCUCUGAGGAGGAAAGACCCAGCCUGCACCGGGAAGGUGGCCAGAGCUUGAGGGGGAGCUCUGACCUGAUGGUCCCUGAGCAGCCUCCCAGCAGGGAGAAACCCUUCAGGUGCUUGGAAUGUGGGAAGAGCUUCAGGCAGAGCGCCCACCUCCUCACCCACCAGCACAUCCAUACUGGGGAACGGCCUUACACAUGUAGGGAAUGUGGGAAGAGCUUCAAGUACAGCUCCAACCUGAUCCAACAUCAGCAAAUCCACACUGGGGAACGGCCCUAUUCGUGUGGGGAAUGUGGGAAGAGCUUCAGCCUGCUCUCUGACCUGUCCAACCUGAUCCAACACCAGCGCAUCCAUAGUGGGGAACGGCCCUACACGUGUGGGGAAUGUGGGAAGAGCUUCAGCCAGAGCUCCAGCCUUCGCACCCACGAGCGCAUCCACACCGGGGAACGGCCGUACAAGUGCUUGGAAUGUGGGAAGAGGUUUCCAACCAGCUCACAUCUCCUCCUGCAUCAGCGGACGCACACUGAUGAGAGGCCCUUCCACUGCACCGACUGCGGGAAGGGCUUCAAGCGGAACUCCCACCUCAUCACCCACCGGCGCAUCCACACCGGGGAGAGGCCCUACAAGUGUGGGGAGUGUGGGAAGAGCUUCACCAAGAGCUCUAACUUGACCAAAUGCCAAAGGACCCACCGGUAA